AUGGCCAUCAUUGGAGCACUUGUGUCCGAUACUUCUGCCUAUAUGGCAGAAACUAUAAAAGUCUUCAAGAUUCCACAGUUGACCUAUGGCUCCUUUGCCCAAGAGGCGUUCCAGGCUACUAAGUUAUCUUCCCUUUAUUGCAUGGUCCCAAAAGAGGAACAUCAAUACAAUGGAGUUAUACAGCUUCUUCUCCAUUUUGGAUGGAAGUGGAUUGGAGUCUUCACUUUCGAUAAGAAUAAGGGAGAACAUUUCUUGCAGAAACUGCACCCGUUGCUUUCUCAAAACGGGAUCUGCUUGGCUUUCACACAAAAGGUUCCGCAGAGAGCCCAAUUAGAAGAAAUUUCAGAAUUUCUGGAGGUGAUCUCAGUUAUUUCUAAUCAACUGACAGAUCAGAAAGUCAACACUUUUCUUGUCUAUGGCGAUUCCUUCACGAUUCUGUGGCUCAGAAGUGUGGUGUUUCUACGUGAUCCUGAAAACAAAGAGAGUGCAUCUUUUAGGAAGGUUUGGAUCCUGAUAGAAGUUCAAGGCUUCACGGAGUUUCUUCAAGUCAUCAAACCUUCAACCCACAAGGAUGGAUUUCUUCAAGAGGUUUGGCAACAAUUGUUUGACUGCUCACAUUCCAAUGAAGAAUCACCCUCCAUAUCCAAUCAAACUUGUAGUGGAGAAGAGAAUUUGGAGAAUCUGCCUGCGCCUCUGUUUGAGUUGCAGAUGACUGGCCAAAGCUACAGCAUCUACAAUGCUGUUUAUGCAGUGGCACAUUCUUUGCAUGAGGCAGUAAGAUCAAAAUCCCAACAUAGAGUAAUUAAAAAGUUUGAAAUUCCAGAUCUGCAACCUUGGCAGCUCCAUCCAUUUCUUCAAGGCAUUUCUUUUAACAAUUCAGCUGGGGAGAGAGUGUUCCUGAAUGAGAAAGGGGAAGCAACAGGUGGAUUCGACAUCAUCAACCUGAUCACGUUUCCCAACAGAUCCUUUCAGAAAGUUAGAGUUGGAGACUUAGAUCCCAGUGCUCCAAAAGGGAAAGAAUUAUUCAUUGAUGAAGAUGGGAUUGUCUGGCACCCAGCUUUUAACCAGGUUCUCCCAAUUUCUCAGUGUAAUGACCAUUGCUCCCCUGGAUACUGGAAGAAAGGGUUGGAAGGGAAACAAUUCUGUUGCUACAACUGUGUUUCAUGUCCAGAAGGGAAGAUUUCAAAUCAAAAGGAUAUGGAUGACUGUUUUGAAUGUUCAGAAGAUCAUUAUCCAAAUAAAGAAAAGAAAGGAUGUAUCCUGAAACCGGUGGUGUUUCUAACCUUUGAAGAAACCUUAGGAAUUGGUUUAGCCUCAGCUGCUCUUUGUUUCUUCUUCUUGACUUCUUGGGUACUUGGAACUUUUAUUAAGUACAGGGAUACUCCUAUUGUCAAAGCCAACAAUCGGUCCCUCACCUACAACCUCCUUGUCUCUCUUCUGCUCUGUUUUCUCUCCUCUUUGCUCUUCCUCAGCCAACCUGGCAAGGUGACCUGCCUUCUCCGACAACCAACUUUUGGCAUCACUUUCUCAGUGGCCAUUUCUAGUGUACUGGCCAAAACCAUCACUGUGGUUGUGGCUUUCAUGGCCACAAAACCAGGAUCUCAGAUGAGGAAGUGGGUGGGGAAAAGAUUGGCUUUUUCUAUUGUCCUUUCAUGCUCUCUCUUCCAGGUAUGUAUCUGUAUUCUUUGGUUGUCGACAUCUCCCCCAUUCCCUGAGUUGGACAUGCAUUCAGAGCUCCAAAAAAUGAUUUUACAAUGCAAUGAGGGGUCAGCUUUCUUCUUCUACUGUGUCUUGGGCUACAUGGGUAUCUUGGCCAUUGCCAGCUUUAUUGUGGCUUUUCUUGCCCGUAAAUUACCCGACAGCUUUAAUGAAGCCAAGUUCAUCACCUUCAGCAUGUUGGCCUUCUGCAGUGUGUGGAUCUCCUUCUUUCCAGCCUAUCUGAGCACAAAAGGCAAAGCCAUGGUAGCUGUGGAGGUCUUCUCCAUCUUGGCCUCCAGUGCUGCAUUACUGGGAUGCAUAUUUUUGCCAAAAUGCUACAUCAUUGUUUUUAAGCCUGAGCUAAACCAGAGAGAGCAACUAAUAAAGAGGACUUAA
Pantherophis guttatus is the source of this 2094-nucleotide messenger RNA. Lineage: Eukaryota; Metazoa; Chordata; Lepidosauria; Squamata; Colubridae. The record is from RefSeq and is a predicted model, not a curated record.